Molecule: messenger RNA, 1653 nt
Organism: Drosophila kikkawai
Lineage: Eukaryota; Metazoa; Arthropoda; Insecta; Diptera; Drosophilidae
Gene: Ctr1A
Product: Copper transporter 1A
Biological process (GO): copper ion transmembrane transport
Cellular component (GO): plasma membrane
Molecular function (GO): copper ion transmembrane transporter activity
Source: RefSeq, a predicted model, not a curated record
ACUUAUUUGCUAAUAAACUAAUCAAUUUUAAAUAAACACAUGUGAAUUCAAAGAGUGAAAGGCCGCGGGGCUUGGUAAAAGUGUGCGACAAGACUAUCGAACUUUGAUCAAGCCCAGUUUGGUUUGGCUCGAUUUUUGGCGUUUUUUAGUGCUUUUCUUGUGCGGUGAAUAAUGAUUAAAAAAAAACAUAUGUUAAUUCAUCAACAAAUUCGUCGGAACAAGUUGUCUGCGGGCGGACGUGCGGAUUUUGUUUUGUUUUUUGAUUUGACGCCAAUCUAGCCGCAGGAAGUAAGCUUGAAAGGAUUAAGGACAAGUAAAGGCAAACGACUGACACGAAAGGCUCUCUCUCUGCUUUAAUCGUGACGAACACAGCUGCACACCCAUACACAUGUGCGAUUGGAUAACACACCAUUAACAGCAGCAGCAGCAGCAGCAGCAGCUGAUCCUCUGAAACGUCUCUAGCUAGCAACAAAAGUCAUGGACCACGCCCACCACAGUGCAGGAGUUGAUCAUUCCAUGAUGCAUCACGAUCAUGCGGGCAUGCAUCACGAUCCCAGUGGAGCAGCCUUGGCAGCCACGGCCGCACCCUCGGAUCCUGGUUCUCUGUUCGAUCUGAUACCGGACACAGACGUCCAUGCUGGCCAUGUCCAUCACAAUCAUGGAGGUGGCGGCUCGGGAACCGGAAUGGAGCACAUGAUGCCCAUGGCGUUCCACUUUGGCUACAACGAGACCAUCCUGUUCUCCUGGUGGCACAUUGAAACGGUGGCCGGACUGGUGGGCUCCAUGAUAGCCAUCUUCCUGCUGGCCCUGAUGUACGAGGGCCUGAAGUACUACCGGGAGUAUUUGUUUUGGAAGACAUACAACCUGAUGGAGUAUCGUCCGGUGACGGGGCCACAACGAAAUCCAGAAGCGCCGCGUCUGCCCUCGCCGGCGGCGGCGGCUCCCUCGCCCGUGCAAUACGUGGGCGAAGUUGUGCACAAGCAACCACCCUCAAUGCUGUCGGUAAACCACCUGCUGCAGACAUUGCUGCACGUCCUCCAGGUCACGCUCUCCUUCCUGCUCAUGCUGAUCUUCAUGACCUACAAUGUCUGGCUCUGCCUGAUGGUGGUUCUGGGAGCCGCCGUUGGCUACUUCCUUUUCUGCUGGAAGAAAUCGGUCAUUGUGGAUGUUACGGAGCAUUGUCACUAGCAGAGGAGCACAGACGGCAGCCUCAGUCGCAGAUGUCUCACGAUGGCUGAUGAUGAUGAGGAGGAGGAAGAGCAGCAGCAGCGGCAGCCUGGAUUCUGAGACGGAGGCCUAGACCGUUGGUGCUUUCCGGAAGCUCUCCACCACACACACACAAACACACCCUGCUACUUGCUACUCUCUAGGUAUUUAGCCUGUAACUUACCCCCCCCCCCAAGGAGGACUUGUCCUCAAGUCGGAUGCAGUGUACAGUGUGCCUAAAAAGCUAAACAGACACUUACAUAUUAGCUUACUGUUAAGAAUCGGAAAUCAAAAAAGCAAUCUUUAUUUUUUUUUGUACUCAAUUUUCUUUCCGAAAAGCAAAUAUAUCUAUAUUUUUAUCACUAUUAUUAUACCAUUAUGUAUCCCCCUUAUAUUAUACAACUACGUUUAUUAUUAUUAUUUGGUAAUAAAAAACCCAUUUUUAUA